GGGACAAAAUCGUCAAUGAAAGAUUAUAUAAACGUCACAACUGACAAGUUCCCAUGCUUACAGCUGCCUAGCCUUCAACGGCUAACGAAUUUGGUAGCAGUGGUACACUGCUUCACUACCCAUUUGUCAGAGAUGGGUCACCUCAUCUUCUCCAUCGUCGCCGUCCUCGUCGCCGUUACAAUACCAGUCAUUUACUCCUGCCCGCCGUCAGACCGGGCAGCACUUCUAGCCUUCAAAGCAGCAUUACAUGAACCAUACUUGGGCAUCUUCAACUCAUGGUCGGGCAAUGACUGUUGCCAAAACUGGUACGGCGUUAGCUGCGACCCUACAACUCGUCGUGUCGCCGACAUAAACCUCCGGGGAGAAUCCGAAGACCCCAUCUUCGAGAAAGCCGGUCGUUCUGGAUUCAUGACUGGUACAAUCUCUUCCUCCAUUUGCAAUCUCAUGUACCUAACCAACAUCGUCAUCGCCGACUGGAAAGGAAUCUCCAGUACUAUCCCCACCUGCAUCACCUCCAUCUCUUACCUCCGAAUCCUCGACCUCAUCGGAAACCGACUCACCGGUCAAAUUCCGUCCGACAUCGGAAGGCUUAAGAGACUCACCGUCCUCAACAUCGCCGAUAAUCAAAUCUCCGGAGGGAUUCCGUCAUCGAUAGUCAACCUUCCUAGCUUAAUGCACCUGGAUCUUCGCAAUAAUCGCAUCUCCAGUGAGAUCCCUAGCGACUUCGGGAAGCUCACGAUGCUGAGCAGAGCGUUACUGAGUCGGAAUCAGAUCUACGGACCGAUUCCGAGUUCGAUCUCGAACAUCUACCGACUCGCCGAUUUAGAUCUGUCGGAGAACCAGAUCUCCGGACAGAUUCCGGAGUCACUGGGGAGAGUACGGGUUCUGUCGACACUGAACCUAGACAGCAACCGAAUCUCCGGCCGGAUCCCGGCGAGUUUACUUGGAAGCUCGGGCAUAAGUAUACUAAACCUGAGCCGAAACUCGAUCGAAGGUUUCAUACCGGAUUCUUUCGGGAAGAGAUCGUACUUCACGACUCUUGACCUAUCGUACAACAAAUUGAGAGGUCAGAUACCAAAGUCGAUAUCGUCGGCGGCGUAUAUAGGUCACCUGGAUCUCAGCUACAACCAUCUCUGCGGCAAGAUUCCGGCGGGGUCACCGUUCGAUCAUCUUGAAGCGUCAUCGUUUGUUAGCAAUGAUUGCCUGUGUGGGGUUCCGCUCAAAGCUUGUUGAUGUUACGGCCGAUACGUUUCGCAGCGUAACGUAAACUACCUUAAAGCCACAGCCAUUAAGUUCUUCUGUAUUAAUUAAUUAAUUAAUGGAUAUUUAGUAAUUAAUUAAUUAAAGAAAUGCUUUAUUUUUAA
Messenger RNA from Macadamia integrifolia, 1364 nucleotides. RefSeq names its product DNA damage-repair/toleration protein DRT100-like. Lineage: Eukaryota; Viridiplantae; Streptophyta; Magnoliopsida; Proteales; Proteaceae. Gene Ontology annotation, molecular function: protein binding. The record is from RefSeq and is a predicted model, not a curated record.